CGGAGCCCAUUCAGGCAGCGGGCGCGCGAGGGGAGCUGCUGCUGCUGCUGCUGCUGGGCAUCCCUCUCCUCGACGGCAGCGAUGGGCUGGCGCCGGGCUGCGCGCCUCCUCCCCCUGGCCUUCCUCGUCCUCCUCCAGGUGGACGGCCGCCUGGCCGCCUGGCUGCCCCCGAGCCGCUGCGGCUUCGUCUUGGCGGUGCCCGACGGGCGGCUGAGUCCGGGCCAGCCCUUGAGCGGAGUCAGGUCUGCCGAUUGCCUGGGAGGGGAGCCAGUUCUGGGCAGCCCCGACCUCCGAGUGCUGGUGGAUGGAAACGUGGUGGCGGUGCGGCAGCACUACAGGCAGGCGCGGGAAAGGCCUUCCAGGGUGCAUGCCAGAGAUUCCAGAGGGAUCCAAUCAUCGGCCUCGGCUGUCCUGCAGAACAAAGGCCCCCCUUCUUCGCAGGAGGAACCGACGGCUGCCAAGCGGAUGGAAUGGCCAAAGUUCCCAUCGACCCUGAAGCGGCGGAAGCGAGACUGGGUGAUCCCUCCCAUCAGGAUGCCUGAGAAUGAGAGAGGCCCCUUUCCCAAGAAGCUGGUUCAGAUCAAAUCAAACCGGGAUAAGGAAACCAAGAUCUUCUACAGCAUCACUGGGCAGGGGGCCGACACCCCCCCAGAAGGCGUUUUCAUCAUCGAGAAGGAGACGGGGUGGAUGAAGGUGACGCGGCCUCUGGACAGAGAGAGCAUUGAAAAAUACCACCUUUUAUCCCAUGCGGUCUCUGAGAACGGCAAACCGGUGGAGGAACCGAUGGAGAUCAUCGUCACGGUCACCGAUCAGAAUGACCACAAGCCGAAGUUCACCCAGGAGGUUUUCCAGGGCUCUGUCAUGGAAGGAGCAACCCCUGGGACAUCUGUGAUGCAGGUCACAGCCACCGAUGCGGACGAUGCCAUCGAGACCUACAAUGGGGUCGUUGCAUACUCCAUCCUGAGCCAAGCGCCCCAGGAGCCCCAUCCACAGAUGUUUGCCAUCAACCGAGCAACGGGGACCAUCAGUGUGAUCGCCAGCGGCCUGGACCGAGAGCGAGUGAGGGAAUACACCUUGAUCCUGCAGGCAGCAGACCUGGAUGGGCUGGGCUUGACCACCACAGCAUCAGCAGUGAUAGAAAUUACAGAUGCCAACGACAACGUGCCCGAGUUCACAGAGUCCAUGUAUUCGGCAGAGGUGGCGGAGAACCUGGAAGGUGUGGAGGUGGUGAGGCUGGCUGUGACCGACAAGGACGAGCGCCAUUCUCCUGCCUGGCACGCCGUGUACGGCAUCGUUCAGGGCAACAGCGGAGAGCUCUUUUCCAUCUCAACGGAUCCAAAGACCAACGAAGGAAUUGUGACAACAGCAAAAGCGCUGGACUUUGAGACGAGAAAGCAGUUCGUUCUGCAGGUGGCAGUGGCCAACGAGGUGCCCUUUGCGGUGAAGCUGCCCACCUCGACAGCCACCGUGACCAUCAACGUGAUGGAUGCGAAUGAGGCCCCCGUCUUUGCACCCCCAGUCCUGAAGGUGAAGGUCUCGGAGGACAGCCCGGUGGGGCAGAAAAUUGCCACCUACAGGGCGCAAGACCCAGACACGAUGCAGCCCCAGAAAAUCAGGUACUUGCUGGGGAAUGACCCUGCCCAGUGGCUGGAUGUCCACCCGGAAACCGGCAUCAUCACUGCCAAGGCGCCCCUGGACCGGGAAUCCCCCUUCGUCCAGAACAACACCUACACGGCUAUCGUGCUGGCGGCGGAUGAUGGAAGCCCCCCAGCGACAGGGACAGGGACACUGCUGCUGACCCUCCUGGACGUGAACGACCACGGCCCAGAGCCCGACCGGCGGACGUUCACCGUGUGCAACCGCGAUCCAGCCCCACAACUGCUGCGCAUCUCGGACAAGGACCUUCCACCCCACACCUCCCCUUUCCAGGCGGAGCUGAUCCACAACUCGGAGGAGAACUGGGCGGUCGAGAUGGACAGCGAAGGGGAGACGGCCAUCCUGAAGCUGCUGAAGCCCUUGAAGCGAGAGACCUACGACGUCUACCUGCGCCUCCUGGACCAGCCGGGCAAGUCGCACCUGACCAUCCUCAGGGCAACCGUCUGCGAGUGCGAGGGAGAGGUGGAUGAGUGUCCGGAGGGGCAGAUGGCUAUCGUUGGGGCGCCCAUCAUCCUUGCCGUCUUGGGGGCCGUUUUGGCCCUUCUGAUCCUGCUGCUGCUGCUGCUGCUCUUCGCGAGGAGGAGGAAGGUGGCGAAGGAGCCGCUGCUGCUGCCGGAGGACGACACCCGGGACAACAUCUUCUACUAUGGCGAAGAAGGAGGGGGCGAGGAGGACCAGGACUAUGACCUCAGCCAGCUGCACAGGGGCCUGGACCCCCGCCCAGAAGUCCUCCUGCGGAAUGAUGUGGUGCCGACCCCUUUGCCAGGCCCCCAGUAUCGCCCCCGCCCUGCAAACCCUGAUGAGAUCGGCAACUUCAUCUGUGAGAACCUGAAGGCUGCUGACCUGGACCCCACAGCGCCCCCCUACGACUCCCUACUGGUCUUCGACUACGAGGGAGGGGGCUCCGAGGGGGGCUCCCUCAGCUCCCUCAACUCCUCGGCUUCCGAUCAGGACCAGGACUACAACUACCUGCACGAGUGGGGCAGCCGCUUCCAGAAACUGGCAGACCUCUAUGGGGGAGGCGUGGCCGACUAGGGGCUUCGCCCUGCAGCCAUACCCCUCCGCGAAGCUGGGCUGAUCGGCGUUGCUUGGCCACCCUGACCACCAUGGCACGUUGGAAGCAAAAGGGGCUGCUGCGGACUUUGGGGGGCUCCAGGAGACGAACCUUUGACCAUCUUGGCAAAGGGGCAGCUCCGACUCUGCUUCCUGGGCAGAGGGCAAAGGUGUCUCUUGAGGGGCCUCUGUCCUCAGAGGGGACCUGGCUGCAGGUCGUGAAGUCUUCACACUGCACCUCGGUCUGGGACUGCCCUGCUGCCAGGAGCUGGAGGUGCUGCCCAACACAGGCCUGGCGGGGGGGGAGGGAGAGAGAGAGAGGCUGCUGGAUGAUGCCCCCCCUCUGCCUUCCUGACCUCCUCUACUCUCAUGUAUUGUAGCUCAGUUAAGACUUGAUUUCUUUCCUCUUUUUAUAGCAUGUGUGAAAUAACUUGAUGAUCACUAAAGGGCUGGACAAUCAGGAUGUAAAGUUUUAAUAAAAGCUUUUUUUUAAAAAAAGGCACAA
This is a messenger RNA of Pantherophis guttatus, 3214 nucleotides long. It is a transcript of the gene CDH3, whose product is annotated as cadherin 3. The record is from RefSeq and is a predicted model, not a curated record. NCBI's taxonomy places the organism in Eukaryota, Metazoa, Chordata, Lepidosauria, Squamata, Colubridae. Gene Ontology annotation, biological process: cell-cell junction assembly; homophilic cell-cell adhesion; cell-cell adhesion mediated by cadherin. Gene Ontology annotation, cellular component: catenin complex; adherens junction; plasma membrane. Gene Ontology annotation, molecular function: calcium ion binding; beta-catenin binding; cadherin binding.